AGACCCGAGCGGCGGCCCGGGCACAGGGGGGCGGCCCCAACCCCGGCCCGGUGCCCGGCCCCUGGCCCCUGCCUGCCCUCCAGACCGCCGUCACCGCCGCUGCUGCCGGGAGUCUUGUCUGCUGCGGGACGCACUAUUCCUCCCUCCAUGGAGUUCGGCCUGCUCAGCGAGGCGGAGGCCCGGAGCCCUGCUCUGUCGCUUUCAGACGCGGGCACUCCGCAUCCCCCGCUCCCAGAGCACAGCUGCAAAGGCCAGGAGCACAGUGAUUCGGAAAGGGCCUCGGCUUCGCUGCCGGGCGGCUCCCCCGAGGACGGCUCAUUGAAGAAGAAGCAGAGGCGGCAGCGCACGCACUUCACCAGCCAGCAGUUGCAGGAGCUGGAGGCGACCUUUCAAAGAAACCGCUACCCAGACAUGAGCACGCGCGAGGAGAUCGCCGUGUGGACCAACCUCACUGAGGCCCGCGUGCGGGUGUGGUUCAAGAACCGGCGCGCCAAGUGGCGCAAGCGCGAGCGCAGCCAACAGGCGGAGCUGUGCAAGGGCGGCUUCACCGCGCCGCUCGGGGGUCUGGUGCCGCCCUAUGAGGAGGUCUACUCCGGCUACUCGUACGGCAACUGGCCGCCCAAGGCGCUCGCCCCGCCGCUCGCCGCCAAAACCUUCCCGUUCGCCUUCAACUCGGUCAACGUGGGGCCUCUGGCCUCGCAGCCCGUCUUCUCGCCGCCCAGCUCUAUCGCCGCCUCCAUGGUGCCCUCGGCUGCGGCCGCCCCGGGCACCGUGCCGGGGCCCGGGGCCUUGCAGGGCCUGGGCGGCGCACCCCCCGGGCUAGCUCCGGCCGCCGUGUCCUCUGGGGCAGUGUCCUGCCCUUACGCCUCGGCCGCUGCGGCCGCAGCAGCAGCUGCUUCCUCUCCCUACGUAUAUCGGGACCCUUGUAACUCGAGCCUGGCCAGCCUGCGGCUCAAGGCUAAACAGCACGCCUCUUUCAGCUACCCCGCGGUGCCCGGGCCGCCCCCGGCCGCCAACCUCAGUCCUUGCCAGUAUGCAGUGGAACGGCCCGUAUGAGCGGCCCGGCUUGUGGAUCACCCCCGGCGGCGGAGGCGAUGGUUCACAGCCUGCCGAGACUGGGGUCAUCUCGACUGGCUUCCCCCGCCCCAGAGUCUGAGAGGAAUGCUUAGGCUGGUGGGGGGCGGCCGGCUCAGGAGGGGGCCUCCCUCCCUGAGGUGGGAUUGGGCCCCCCACACACAGACCACGCCCUUGGGACUAAGGCCAGGAACAGGGACCCAAGGGGCCAACUCACCCUUGGCCUAUCCCGCCUUCUCCAGACUCCCUUUCUUCCAUUUUCAAAGAUAAAUCAAAUAAACAUUCGCGGACU
Molecule: messenger RNA, 1366 nt
Organism: Orycteropus afer afer
Lineage: Eukaryota; Metazoa; Chordata; Mammalia; Tubulidentata; Orycteropodidae
Gene: PITX3
Product: paired like homeodomain 3
Biological process (GO): regulation of transcription by RNA polymerase II; anatomical structure morphogenesis
Cellular component (GO): nucleus
Molecular function (GO): RNA polymerase II cis-regulatory region sequence-specific DNA binding; DNA-binding transcription factor activity, RNA polymerase II-specific
Source: RefSeq, a predicted model, not a curated record